GGCCGGCGUGGUGACGUCACGGUGAGAGCUGGAGCCUCACCCAGGCUGGGUUUGGUGGCGCUGUGUGUCCCGGAGCAGAAGAGGAGGACAAGCGGGCGGCGGCGGGGAACCCAGGCAGUGCCGGGGCCCAUUCUGGAGAGGGAGGACAGCGGGGUGUUUUGAGUUGAAGCCUGCACCAUGCGUGAGUACAAGCUUGUCGUUUUGGGGUCAGGUGGUGUCGGGAAGUCUGCUCUGACUGUCCAAUUUGUCCAAGGAAUUUUUGUUGAAAAAUAUGACCCAACAAUAGAAGAUUCCUACAGGAAGCAAGUUGAAGUUGACGGUCAACAGUGUAUGCUUGAAAUCUUAGACACUGCAGGAACGGAGCAAUUCACAGCAAUGAGAGAUCUCUAUAUGAAAAAUGGACAAGGUUUUGCAUUGGUGUACUCUAUAACUGCACAGUCCACCUUUAAUGAUUUGCAAGACUUGAGAGAGCAGAUUCUUCGAGUCAAAGACACAGACGAUGUGCCAAUGAUCUUGGUGGGUAACAAGUGUGACUUGGAAGAUGAAAGAGUUGUGGGAAAGGAACAAGGGCAAAAUCUAGCAAGACAAUGGAACAAUUGUGCAUUCUUGGAGUCUUCUGCUAAAUCUAAGAUUAAUGUCAACGAGAUUUUUUACGACCUUGUGCGACAAAUUAACAGAAAAACUCCUGUACCAGGCAAGGCACGUAAAAAGUCAACGUGUCAGCUUCUUUAAUAAACAGAUGUGCUGUAGCUCUGAGCCAGGUCUGAAGAACUGUUGUGGAUCUCAACAGUGCCAGCAUUCCAACUCCUAUUAACCCUAUCAACUUAAAUGGACUUUCCUGUGGUGGUACCCUAUAUGAUACGGAUGAACAUUGCAAACGCGGUUUGCACACCAACAAAUUCCCUUCCAAGUUACGAGAAAGAUGCCUGCUUUGAAAUUCUUUUCACGUAUGCAACUGGGAACAGAGCCCACAUCCAGUAUUACUGCUAACAGAGACAUUGUUCACAGAGCAAUGUUUAUUACACGUUUACAUAGCGUGUACUGUAUUCUUUCACAAGCCCCUCCUUUCUAUUGGAGUGUACAAAUGAAAAGCACCACUAUUUUAGCUUAUUAAACAAGAAAGUCCAAAGAGCUCCUAUAUAGACUACUCCUGAUGACCUUGCAUCUUUGGUAUUUGUAGCUUCUUGUAAUUUUUUUCCCCCUCUUUAAAGACCUCCAAGAACAACUUUCAUCGUGUUGUAUGAACCGCUUUUCAUGAACAUAUUGUCUGUAGUUUUGUUCCUUUUUCCUGCGUUAAUUUUAGGAAAUCCUGUGGAGUUAGUGUUUCACCCCUUCUGGCACUGAAGGGGUCAUUACAAUAAUUUUUUUUCCAUGUAUGAAGUUCUUUUUCCAACGCAUUGCCUGUAAUUUCAAUUCAGCGGGACAUUCCUAAUUUUCAUCCCUUUAUUAACCAGGUUUCCUGUUUCGGCUCUCUACAUUUUGUUUACAAUGGGAAUUAUGUGUAUAGAUGUGUAUACAGUGGGGGUCUACAUCAAGGAGUGUAUAUUUAAAAAGAAAAAGGGUUUUUUUUUAAAAAUGAUUUAUGAAUGUUUUGUAAAUCAUGUGCAGGCUUCUGCAGCUGUAGAUUCUCACUGUGAACCCUUGCUUGCUCAUGUGUAUGUGUAUUUGCAAUACCAAAUAUCCAGGUUUAAUACUUCUUUUCUGUCAGUGGUUGUUUCACAUGUGUAUUGUUUUGGUUGAGAUGUUAAAUGGUGGAAGAGUUCAGUAGAUGUGAAUGUGGGAUGUAAUUUUAAAUCAUGUGUAAUUGGUCACCAGGCCUAAGUUGCAGUAAAUAACUUUAUGCUGAUUUAUUUAUCAAUGCCUUGUUGCUUUGUAUGCAUUAACCUUUUGGGUGUAAAAAUUGUGUAUAUAUCCACCAGGGAACCACAAUAUCUAAAUUGACCAACCUAAUGCUACAUCUGCUUUGAGGUGGCCAAAUGUAAACUUAAAAGCCUUAAAUAAAGUGGUGCAAUUUUGUAUUGCUUAGCAUCAGUUCAAUAAAUUUGGAUUGCCAUGCAAGGGCUCGUAUUACAAUUCUACGCCACUGCAAUGCUUUGCAAAAUAUUUUAAAAUAGCUCAUUCAUAAAUACUGUACCAGUGUCACUUAUUAAAGCGUUGUCACAUGCUCUCUGCACAAUACAUUUUCGGAACACUUCAGUGCCAGUAGGUCUUGCAACACAUUUCUCUAAAAUGUCUUUCAGGUCCCUCCAUUUGUCUGUUUAAUUUUUAAAAUCAACAAUUGUAGCAUAUUAUCAUGGAUUUUAAUUAUAGUUAUAAACACAUGAAAUGGGGCACUUUUUGUUACUGUUACACUUAAAUUUAAAAACUUACAUUUGUUAUCAAUUUAAUAGCGAGUUACAUUUUUUUUUUUGUUUUCACAAUGUACAUUAAAGGUCAAUUACUUUCCAAGUUUGCUUAUUUUAUCCUUGAAAUGAAAUAAACUGAAAUACACCUUAGUCUGAAGUUAAAAUUUGGUUUAAUCCUGGACAUUAUAGAAACAACUUAAACCUACAAGGAAUCAGAGUAGAAUUUUUAUGAAAUACAUAUUCAAGUGGAUAAUGAUAUAACAUUUUCAGUACUGAGAUACUAUGAAGCAAUUCCUGUCUACCUUUCCAUGGUUUCUUUGUUGUUUUACAUUCAACUUUCUAUUAAAGAUACAAUAGCAGGUAACGGUACAAGACAACAUGCAUAGUCUUGUUAAAAGGGUGUGAAACACAAUUUCUUUCGUUCAUGAUUCCUAUAGGGUAUGCAAUUUUAAAUAACUUUCCAAUUUAUUUCUAUUACCUAAUUUGUUUCGUUCUCUUUGUAUCCUUUAUUGAAAAGUAUAGCUAGGUAGGCUCAGAAGCUGCUGAUUGGUGGCUGCACAUAAAUGCCUCUCUUGUCAUUGUCUUUCAGCCUCCUCCCAGAAGUGCAUUACUGCUCCUUUAACAAAUACCAAAUUGGAUCAUAGAAAUAAAUUGGAAUCUGUUUAAAAUUGUUCUUUCAUGAUUUAGAUAGAUUAUACAAUCUUGAGUUUUAUGUCCCUUUAAUUAAGCAUACAUGUUCUUCUCUCAGUUCUUUUCCCCACAUACUAUAAUAUGCAGCUGUAAUUGUAUAUUAAUCAACAGUCCACUUUAAAGGGACAUUUGAUUAAUUUUUAUAUGUAAAAGAUUGCAAUAUACCUCCAUCAUAUAAUUUGAAACCUUUAAUGUAACUUUCAUGAAAAGUUUGUGUUUUUUAAAUUGUAAUAGAUGUUUAAAGGUUUAGUUUCCAUACUUCAUUUUAGCUUCUAUAAAGUUAAGGGCACCACCAUGUUGGUCGCUCUUAUCUAACUCUUCUGCUGUAAACAAUUAGAGACCGAUUUUAGAACCGUCAAUUACAGGGAAUGUACAAACAAGGCUGUCUGCAACCCUCUUAGAUUGGCACUUUAAAGGCACAGUAAAGUAAAGAUUGUAUUCUCUUAUCUAAUCAUAAAUUAAAAUUUUUUGUUUUCAUGCCUCUUUUCCAACCCUGUAUUCCAUACAACCUUCCUUGCACACACUCUCGUAUUGCUUUCUUAUUGGUCUUUAAAUUUCCUCAGCAGGACAAUUACAGGCUCUAAUUUGGUAGAUCAUGUCAUUUUAAGACUAGCCAAGGGAUUAAAAACACAGUACUGCUCGGGAUCCACAGAUCACUGCCGGUCCAGAGAGAAAAUUGCCACUGAUCCAAUCGGCAGCACAAGUUGCACAGCUCAGUGGUAUUUCUAUUUUAUGUUUAAUCCCUUUAACCACAUAACCUUAAUGGGUCACUAGUCUUAAAAUCACAUGCUUUAACACAUUAGAGCAUGUCAUUUUUUUCACUAUAAAUAGCCUUUUAAGAUGUAGCUAAAUGGAGAAUGCAACUGCAUCCACUGUAAGGUAAAAAGAAAAUUGAUGAAAACCGGAAUAAAAAAGUACACAGACUGUUUAACUUCCCUUAAAGGUAGUCAGCAUAAAUGUAACAAACUAAAGCAGCUAUACAGGAAUUAUUGUAUGAAUGUAAAUGGCAACUGCUUGAUCGUUAUGAGAACUAUUGCUACAUCAUAAUACAAUGUCUAGAGUUCCUGUUACAUACAGUCUUAUAUCACUGUUAAAUGCGGUGUUUCACUUGUUUUCUUUUUUUGGAAAGAUGUAUAACAAGGAGGGGAGAUAGGAAUGCAUUAGGUAAUAAAUAGGGUGGUAUACUGCAAAAAAGUAGCCUUUUCACCUGCUUGAGUACAGUGACCCAUUUAUUCUGAUUAGAUACAUUAAACUAAAAUAAAAAUGCAUAGAAUGGAGCAGUAACCUGACCUUACACUUUUUUGGGAAGAGAGUUUAGUCAGCUGUGUAAAUUGAUACUGUGUAUAACAUUAUUUCUCAGUCUUACAAGGACAACUGCCACAUGUCUACAGGUAGCCAGUGACAGACUCACAGGCUUUUAAACUUUUUUCUAAGGACAAACGUUUGUGUGUGUUUUUUGUUAAGGUGCAAAAAUGAAAACAUUGCUUAUAUCCCUUGAUUAUUUAUUUCACCAGACAUGUGUUCCCAUACAGAUAUAGAAAUAGCACUAAGACGCUCUGUUCUGCCUGAUAAAUUGGAUCAUAUGUUGCGGUUCAUUUAAUUUGCCACUUUGGUACAGUACUGUGUAAGUCUGGCAAAAUGUUGUUCUUUUUAUUCUCCCCUUUUUGUCUUUCUGAGCUGAAUUCUAAACUUUGCCUAUACAUAGACGCAAAUAACAAUACUGUUCUUCCUUGUACAUAUUAUGAAGGCUGUGCCAUGUUUAAUUCAAUCCUAUCAUCUUUAAGGCCACAAGAGAUAUCUCAAAUAGUGUCUUAAAAGCAAAGAUUCUGCUAUUGACCAAAAUAAACCAUUUGAUUUAA
This is a messenger RNA of Bombina bombina (fire-bellied toad), 4894 nucleotides long. RefSeq names its product RAP1B, member of RAS oncogene family (gene RAP1B). Gene Ontology annotation, biological process: negative regulation of synaptic vesicle exocytosis; cellular response to cAMP; Rap protein signal transduction. Bases 178 to 732 code for a protein of 184 amino acids. The transcript is spliced from 8 exons. The record is from RefSeq and is a predicted model, not a curated record. Gene Ontology annotation, cellular component: plasma membrane. NCBI's taxonomy places the organism in Eukaryota, Metazoa, Chordata, Amphibia, Anura, Bombinatoridae. Gene Ontology annotation, molecular function: GTP binding; GTPase activity; GDP binding.